AUGGCUUUUUCAGGUAAGAGUAAACUUAACUCUUUGAAUCCUUUUCUUGAUGGUCAUCAGAUUCUUAGAGUGGGUGAUCGUUUGCAUUAUACUGCUCUGAAUUAUUCUCAAAAGCGUCCAGCUAUACUUCCUGCAGACCAUCCUUUCACUAAAUUGUUAAUGACUCAUUUGCAUAUCAAAAAUCUCCAUUUAGGACCUCAAGCGUUGUUAUAUUGCACUAGAGAAAGGUUUUGGCCACUUCGUGGUCGAUCGAUAGCUAGGAAAAUUGUACAUAAAUGCAUAGUUUGUUUUAAACAUAAACCCCUUGUUUCAAAUCAACUUAUGGGAACCUUGCCUCGAGAAAGAGUAAACCCUAAUUAUCCUUUUUUGCAUUCUGGUGUUGAUUAUUGCGGCCCUUUCCAAAUUAAAUAUAAACACCAGAGAAAAGGGAAUUUCCAACGGAUUUAUGUUGCAAUAUUUGUGUACGUAGCCUUGAAGGCGAUUCACUUAGAAGUGUUUUCCGAUUUAACAACCGAUGCUUUUCUUGCUACCUUAAAGAGUUUUGUGGCUAAGCAUGGCAAAUGGUCCACAAUAUCAUCUGAUAAUGCAAAAAACUUUGUUGGUGAUAGUAGGGAAUUGCAGCGAUUGCAGAAUUUAACUAGAUUUCCUGAAGAAAAACUAGCAUCCUAUUUGGUAUCUGAAGGGAUAGUUUGGAAUUUUAUUCCUCCCAGAGCUCCAAAUUUCGGGGCCUCUGGGAGGCAGGGGUCAAAUCCUUUAAGUUUUACUUAA
Messenger RNA from Parasteatoda tepidariorum (common house spider), 768 nucleotides. RefSeq lists its product as uncharacterized. Lineage: Eukaryota; Metazoa; Arthropoda; Arachnida; Araneae; Theridiidae. The record is from RefSeq and is a predicted model, not a curated record.